Messenger RNA from Kogia breviceps (pygmy sperm whale), 657 nucleotides. Lineage: Eukaryota; Metazoa; Chordata; Mammalia; Artiodactyla; Physeteridae. The record is from RefSeq and is a predicted model, not a curated record.
AUGGUGCUGCCCUGGGCCCUCGCUGUCCUGAGCCUCCUUCCUCUGCUGGACGCCCAGAGUCUGGAGUGCACCAACUUGACGGCGGUGGCGCCCAUCACCAAUGCCACCCUGGACAGGCUCUCUGGCAAGUGGUUUUACAUCGGCUCGGCCUUCCGAAACCCCGAGUACAAUGAGACGGCUAGAUCGAUCCAGGCGGCUUUCUUUUACUUUGAGCCCAAGCACGCGGAGGACAAGAUAAUUCUCAGAGAGUAUCAGACCAUUGGGAACCAGUGCAUCUACAACUUCAGCUCCGUGACGCUCUAUCGCAAGAAUGGGACCAUGUCUAAAUAUGGAACUGUUGUACCGCCCCCGUGGUCUCAUCAGAGGCUCUCUCCUCCAGAGUCGGGUAGAGAACACUUUGCUGACCUGCUGCUCACCAAGCACCCCAAGACCUUCAUACUUUCUGCCUCCUGGAAUGGCAAGAAGAACGUGGGGAUGUCCUUCUAUGCCGACAAGCCAGAGGUGAGCCAGGAGCAGAAGAAAGAGUUCCUUGAUGCCAUCAAGUGCAUAGGCAUUCACGAGUCAGAAAUCACGUACAGCGAUGAGAAAAAGGAUCUGUGUGGGCCACUGCAUAUGCAGCAUGAGGAGGAAAGGAAGAAGGAAAAGGAAGGGUCCUAG